Molecule: messenger RNA, 983 nt
Organism: Drosophila santomea
Lineage: Eukaryota; Metazoa; Arthropoda; Insecta; Diptera; Drosophilidae
Product: seminase
Exons: 1
Coding region: 34-945 (303 amino acids)
Biological process (GO): proteolysis
Molecular function (GO): serine-type endopeptidase activity
Source: RefSeq, a predicted model, not a curated record
AUAUACUUAGUACCAGAGACUUAUUGAGUAGCGAUGCUGCGACCACUCUGCAUUAUUCAAAUCCUGCUACUUGCUUUCCUGGCAAACGAGUCGGCAACUUCGAACACUCAUGUCCAUCGCUAUAUGCUGAGCGGCUUCAAGGCCCAGCACAAUCCAAGGACCCAAAUGGACUACAAAAGACGUCGUACUGUGAACAAAGAUGAGCAGAUAGCAUCCGCUCCCAAUAAUGACACAGCACAGUAUGGACCUUCCAAGGAGCCCGUACUUACGUUGACCAAAUCUGACAAGAAGGUGCCGCUGCAUGAGCUGAUGGUUAGGAUCUAUCAGCAAAACAAAUAUAUGUGCAUGGGCACAUUGAUUUCCGAGAUGCUAGUGAUUACCACCACCACAUGUUUCGAAGAUGACUUACAUGAUGUGGUGACAAUGAAGAUGCACGACGACGAACCCCUCGAAGGAAAAAAGGUGCCUUUCAACCAGACGUACCUGAAAGGAGCGGAUCCCAUGCUGGUUGUCAUUCAACUAACCGAGUCCCCGAAAAAUUCCAAAGUGACUGGCGACACUGUAAAGCUGUGUGACUCGGAGCUGGAAGUAUACGAGCCCAUAGAGGUGCCACUGUGGAUCAGGAGUCGCCACAGUAUUCACUCGCAGACAACGUACACCAUACCGGUUCAGGCGUGCCGACUCCGCAUGAGGGAUCCCGAUGCGGUGGUUGCCACCGACACCAUGAUCUGCGUGAAGAAUAUGAAGUACACCAGAAAGUGCCAGAUGGCCAUCGGGAAUCCCCUGGUCCAUGACGAACGCAUCUGCGGCAUCAAUGUGGCUGGUCACAACUGUCCCGCCUUCACGGGCGUGGAUCUGUACAUCCGGGUUUACGAUGCUCUCGCCUUCUCGAUAAUGGGCAUGGAGAUCAUUAAGGACUCCCGCAUCGAAGAUACCAUUUUGUAAUAAAUUGGCUCAAGCUGUUAAAUAAAUAUUAAUAUAAA